Messenger RNA from Papaver somniferum (opium poppy), 2048 nucleotides. RefSeq lists its product as uncharacterized. Bases 227 to 1831 code for a protein of 534 amino acids. The record is from RefSeq and is a predicted model, not a curated record. NCBI's taxonomy places the organism in Eukaryota, Viridiplantae, Streptophyta, Magnoliopsida, Ranunculales, Papaveraceae. The transcript has 5 exons.
UGAGAGACCGAGUUUGUUAAGUCAAAACUCAGAAUCCUACGCCCAUCCCGAAGUUUCCUCUUUUUAGAACUCAGAAAUCUUCCACACUCUGUCCCUCUGAAAACCCUCUCUGCUCUCUCUCUUUCUCUCUAGUGUAGACACAAAACAAGAAGAAACAGACAGACACCAUUUUCCCUUAAACCCCAAGAAUCAAAAUCCAAAAUCCACCUUUCUAAUCCAUUUUUUAAUGGAGUUUUUCAGAAAAGCAAAAGCAGUUAGAUUAAGAAGUCACUUAGACAAAUACUUAGUAUCAGACGAAAACAAAGAAAACAUAAGACAGAGUCGAAGGCAGAAAUCGUCAUCAAAAUCAAAAUGGUUUGUUGAAUUUGUAGAAGACAAUAGCCAAGCAAUACAUCUUAGGAAUAUCUAUGGGAAUUAUCUAACAGCAAGUGAUAAACCAUUUCUACUUGGUAUGACUGGAAAAAAAGUGUUACAAGCUGAAUCAAAAAAUAAAUUUGAUUUGUCUAUUCAGUGGUUUCCAAUUAGAGAUGGGUUUCAAGUUAAGUUAAAAUCAUUUGAAGGGAAAUUCUUGAGAGCUAAUGGUGCUACACCACCUUGGAGAAAUACUGUUACUACUGAUAUUAUUUCGGAUAAUUCUGCUACUAAAGAUUGGGUUUUAUUCGAUAUUGAGACCGUUGAUGGUGAUGAGAAUGAUUUAGGAUCAAAUUUUUCUGAUUUGCAAUCUCAGUUAUCAAGUUUAUCAUCAUUUUCUGAAGAUUUUACUGAUUCGCCUAAAUCACCUUGGUCUACUAUGGCUACUCCAAAACUUUCUUCUUCUCAGACGAUGGACCCGAAAAUAAACUUCAACACUUCUACACCGACGUCGAAGAAGUUCGGGAUGGAAUUAUUUCACAACGCAAAAGCAGUGAGAUUACGAAGCCACCACGAGAAAUACUUGAUAGCAGAAGAAGAUGAAGAAACAGUAACACAAGACAGAAACGGAUCAACAAAAACAGCAAGAUGGGUUAUAGAAUUCAUAGAUGGAGGUGAUUACAUAAGAUUAAAAAGUUGUUACGGAAAGUAUUUAACGGCAUCAAACGAACCAUUUUUAUUAGGUAUGACUGGCAGAAAAGUGACACAGAGCUUACCAAGGAGAUUAGAUUCAUCUAUUGAAUGGGAACCGAUAAGAGAUGGAUAUCAGAUUAAAUUGAAAACUAGGUACGGGAAUUUCUUGAGAGCUAACGGUAGUGUGCCUCCAUGGAGAAAUUCAGUUACUCAUGAUAUUCCUAAAAGAAGUAAAUCCCAGGAAUUGUUGUUAUGGGAUGUGGAUAUUCUUGAGAUUCAAGUGUUGCCUAAACCUAUUCAAUCGGUAUCAGUUAUACCAAAACAAGAAUAUCAUCAACAGGAACAGGAACAUCAGAAUCAUCAUGAUGAUGUUUUGCCUUCUCAACAACCUCCUGAUUCUCCACCUUCUCCAGUCAAAUCUACCCCUAAAGUUUCUAGACUUGAGCCAAGUGAUUCAUCUGUGAGUUCUUCGGCUUCACUGCACGUGGAAUCCGAAGGUAGAAUGAUAUAUUUCCGUAUAGCUAAUGAAGAUAGUGAUGACAUUGAAGAAGAAGAAGAAGAGGAAGAAGGUUCAUUUACUUUUAAGGGUAAUGGAGUUGAGGAAUUAACUCUAAGGUUAGAGGAAGAAACAGGACUUGAAGAUAUAAUGGUGUGCACUAAAAGUGUAUUGAAUGGAAAACUUUAUCCUAUGCGAUUACAUCUGCCUCCUAAUAAUGCUACCAUGCAUGUUGUGGUUGUUCAAGCUUCAUCAAAAGCUGCAAGAGAUAUUAAGCCAGGCCUAUUAUGAAAACAUAUGUGAUCAAGUUUCCACUUUGUUCAAGUAAUGCUUGCUAAAGAAAAAUGAGAAGAUGUAUUUGGUAUUUGUUAGGUUAAGAGUUUUUUACUCUUUUGAGCUGUACACUUGUAUAAUCCUAGUCUUGAUUGUUUUCCCAUUAGAUUUUGUCCAACUGUUUGGUAGUGAAUUUAUAAGAGUUUCAAUGAUUAUGUGGAUGCCAAUCUUUAAA